Messenger RNA from Polistes canadensis, 2196 nucleotides. RefSeq names its product solute carrier family 26 member 10-like. The record is from RefSeq and is a predicted model, not a curated record. The transcript is spliced from 13 exons. Lineage: Eukaryota; Metazoa; Arthropoda; Insecta; Hymenoptera; Vespidae. The coding region runs from base 192 to 2192 and encodes 666 amino acids. Gene Ontology annotation, biological process: transmembrane transport. Gene Ontology annotation, molecular function: oxalate transmembrane transporter activity; sulfate transmembrane transporter activity; bicarbonate transmembrane transporter activity. Gene Ontology annotation, cellular component: membrane.
AAAGCAUUACAGUAAUUCUUAGGGCUCACAUUAAGCUGAAUUAAUCGACCGUAUGAAUCGUAGAUCUUCCUUUAGGAUACUUCGACCUCAUCUUCAUCCUCAUUCUCAUCCUCAUACUUCAUCGAGGAAGAACCGUGACGAUAUUUCUUCGGAGAAGAUAACACCAAAGAAAGUUCGUUCAAAAAUCAAAUAUGGCAAUGUUAACAUCGGAAAUGACGGUAAUAAGGCCGAUCUAUCGUCAAGACGAACUGCAUCGGGUGUGCAAGUAUGCGGAACCAAAGAGAAAUCUUUCCGAGCAAAUUUCCAAAAGAUGGAGGAAUACUAGUCCAUGGAAAAUGUUGAAAAAAUCAGUACCAUUGAUAGAUUGGUUGCCGAAAUAUAAUUGGAGGAGUAAUAUUCUUGGUGACAUCGUUGCUGGUAUUACUGUCGCUGUUAUGCACAUACCUCAAGGAAUGGCGUAUGCAAUAUUGGGCAAUGUACCAUCUAUAGUUGGCAUUUACAUGGCUUUCUUUCCAGUUCUAAUAUAUUUUUUAUUCGGUACAUCCAGACACAACUCAAUGGGUACAUUCGCAGUAAUUUGCAUGAUGACCGGAAAAGUGGUCGUGACGUAUAGUUCAGUGGAAAAUUCUAUGAACAAUAGUACACAAAUCGAUGGAGGGAACAUAAUAGGAUCGAAUAUGAUCAAUCAUGAGUAUACCCCAAUACAAGUGGCAACUGUUGUAACUUUCGUCGUUGGUCUAAUGCAGUUAGGAAUGUACGUAUUACGAUUGGGUGUUAUAUCUUCGUUCUUGGCUGAUAGCCUAAUAAGUGGCUUUACAACAGCUGCUGGUUUACAUGUUUUCACGUCACAAGUGAAGGAUCUUCUUGGUUUAACUUUAAUACCACGGAGAGGUAUAUUUAAACUAAUACUCACAUAUUUUGAUAUUUUUAAUAAUAUUGAUAAAGUCAAUCUGGCUGCUUUGAGUUUGUCAGCCAUAACGAUUGUUAUUUUAAUAUUUAAUAAUCAAUUCUUGAAACCAAGAUUUGCUAGGAUAAGUCCAUUUCCAAUACCAAUAGAAAUGUUAGCAGUAGUCGGUGGUACUUUAAUAUCAAUGUACAUGAAUUUGACAGAAGAAUACAAUAUUAAAAUAGUCGGUGAUAUACCAGUGGGAUUACCAACGCCAUCGUUACCUCCGCUUUCUCUAGUACCAAACGUUCUGCUUGAUAGCUUCAUAAUUACUUUGGUUUCCUAUACUAUAUCUAUGUCAAUGGCUUUAAUCUUUGCGCAAAAGGUUGGUUACGAAGUAGAUGCCAAUCAAGAAUUAGUUGCCCAGGGUCUUGGAAAUCUUUUUGGAUCGUUUUUCUCAUGUAUGCCAUUCACUGCCUCAUUAUCGAGAUCAUUGAUCCAAGAAACUGUUGGUGGACGUACUCAGUUAGCCAGUUUGAUUUCUUGUGGAAUUUUGGUCAGCGUUUUACUAUGGAUUGGACCAUUCUUCGAACCACUUCCACGAUGUAUUCUAGCCAGUAUAAUCGUCGUGGCUCUCCAAGGUAUGCUGAUAAAAAUAACAGAUUUUCUAAAGUUUUGGAAAUUGGAUAAAACAGAUGCCAGUAUCUGGGCUAUCACAUUUCUCACAGUUAUUUUGUUGGACGUUGAAUAUGGCCUGAUCGUUGGUUUAUUUGUAUGUCUUACAAAAUUAAUCAUUAUUGCUACUCAACCCUAUGCAUGUUUACUUGCAUUGGCACCUGGUACUGAACUUUAUUUGGACUCUCAAAGAUACAAAGGAACCAUCGAGAUUGCAGGAAUUAAAAUAUUUCAUUACUCGGGAAGUUUAAACUUUGCAUCUAAACAACAUUUUUGUGAGACAGUUUACAAACUUACCGAAGUGACACCGAGAAAAGAAUUGAUGAAGAGAAAUUCUAAAAAAGGCACAGAAGAUGACAGAACAGAUGAGAUACAAACUCUGAUAUUGGAUUUUUCGGCAGUGGUAUACAUCGAUCCUGCUGGUGUAAAAAUUGUAAAAAAUUUAAUUAACGAAUACAAUGAAAUAGAUGUUUCCGUUUAUAUUACUGGAUCUUGCGGACCCGUUUACGAAAUGAUGACUAAAUGUAAUUUAUUAGAAUCCAAUAAUCAUACCUUUGGAUUAUUUCCUACGAUCUCCGAUGCUGUACAUUUUGCACAACAUCAAAAUAAUAUUAUGACAAUAUCAACGUAAAAUA